UCUUACAGAUGGACGGAACAAAGAAACUAAGAAUAAAGACUUUUGCUAUAAAGAGUCCACGUAAGAAAGAGAAUAAAAGACCUGCAACUUCUUAUGUUCAAUAUAGAUGCAACGUUUUCGGGUUUGCAAAUGCAAUGCAAUUGUACAGACCAAUGCUUCAACAACGCCAAGAUGUCAUCAAUCAUUUGGCCGAGACACCAUUUUGGAGUCUAAUCAAGUUCUACAUGGAUGAUGAAAUUGUUGCAACGGACAGAAAAAAGAAGUCUGAUAUGGAUCUGAUCAAGAUCAUACAAUGCUAUGAUUCCAAGCAACAACAGUUCAAAUUCGGAGAUCAUGAGCCAAAAGCAAUAACAAGUGAAGACGUCGUUGAAAUAUUUGGAUUGAACAACCAAAGGGUUGAACUACCAAACACAGACAAAUCCACAAAGAACAUGAAUGACAGCUUUGUCAAAGCAUACUUUGCAAAGCAAAAAAUAGUGAAAAAAAAGGACAUUGUUGAAGCAUACCAAAAAUCAGUCCAAGACAAAACUCCUGAAGGGGCAAAAGCUACUGCUUCAAUUAUAUGUGUGCAUCUGCUACAAUCACUGUUAUUUGCAACAUCUGGAACUUACAUAGCGUGGAGCUUCAUAACAAUUUGUGGAGCUUUGGACCAAAUCAGAAAAUACAACUGGGCAAAAGGAGUGAGGGACUACUUGUUCAAGAGGAUUAACAAAUCGAAGAAAAAGAAGAAAAAUGGAGAAGAAUCAGCAACAACAAGCGGAUGCACUGCCCUUAUUUUGUAUUGGAUUUGUCUUCACACCAAUCUGGUGGAGACAAUAAGUGGGCGAGAAAACAUGAUUCCUGCCAUUGGAAGAUGGGACAUAACGAAAAUCCACAAAGCAAUCAGAGACAUUCAAGUUGAAGAAAUUGAGAUUGGUGGAGGUAUUCCUUGUUCUGAAGAACCAACAAAGGAGCAUUCCAACAUCAACCAAGAAGAAUGUAAUGUCAUUCCUUAUCCUCAACAAAAUAAUGAGUCUUCCAAGAAAAAGGAAAAGAAGACAACGGGAAGGAAAAGGAAAAGAACUGAAGUUGGAGCUGAAGAAGAUCAAAGCAUCACCAUCACUGAAGCUCAGUCACAGUUUGAUCAACUGUACCAAGAAGAAUUCAUGAAAUUUGAUGCAAGUUAUCAAAAGGACUUCAUCGGGAUUGAUAACACAUUAGGUGUGGAAGAUUUUGAAAAGUUUAAAAGAUGUGCGAGCAUGGAUCAAAAGAGAAACAUUGAACAGCUUCUGCAAGAACGACUUGAGGACAAACAGAAGAUUAGUUCAAUGAACACAGAAAUGAUACAGUUGCAAUUAAAUAACACAGCAGCUUCUAUGAAAGUAAAUAAACUUCUGGAUGAAAUUGGAAGUUUGAAGAAGAAGCUACUGGAAAAUCAAGCAAUAGUACCAGAUCUAAAUGCUUCAACCAAGGAAGAUCCAGAGGAGGAUGAACCACCUAAAGAACAUCCAGAUAAUGAUGAUCAAGUUGAAGAGCAUACACAUGAUAAGGAUACUGCUACUGAGGAUCCAGUUCAAGAGAAUGCAACUGAAAAUGAUGUGGCUAUGGAGGAUCCAAAACAAAGGCAUGCAAUUGAUCAUGAUCCAGAUGAAAAUGAGGAGGAUCAAGCUGAGGAGGAUCAAGAACAUGAAGGAAAAGACACUGCCACUGAAAAAGGAACCUUCGGAGUUCAACAAGAUGUUCAAAUGCAGACUCCAACUAUCAAGGAUGCUGAAAAAUAA
Molecule: messenger RNA, 1760 nt
Organism: Malus domestica (apple)
Lineage: Eukaryota; Viridiplantae; Streptophyta; Magnoliopsida; Rosales; Rosaceae
Source: RefSeq, a predicted model, not a curated record